Molecule: messenger RNA, 1378 nt
Organism: Lytechinus variegatus (green sea urchin)
Lineage: Eukaryota; Metazoa; Echinodermata; Echinoidea; Temnopleuroida; Toxopneustidae
Product: non-structural maintenance of chromosomes element 4 homolog A-like
Exons: 9
Coding region: 194-1153 (319 amino acids)
Biological process (GO): DNA repair
Cellular component (GO): nucleus; Smc5-Smc6 complex
Source: RefSeq, a predicted model, not a curated record
UAUUUGAUAUUUAGAAUCUACCGGCAGCGAUCCCCAGUCAGACUAACAAACAAACUGGAUCCUGCAUCGAAUUUUAAUUUUUCUUCCUUAGUUUCCACAUCCAAAAUAGUACGGCAAAAGCAACAAAGGUUUCUGCAAUCUAUAUUCGUCAAUUUGAAUGUUACAGACCUGAUACCUGCAGAACAUAAAUAAAAUGGCUGAACAGAACAGAAGACUUAGUGGAGGAGGAGAUGAAGCUGACCUCAACGAGAGGCGUGGACUAAGAAGAGAUUACAGAGAAUUGAUUGCUGAAACAAACAGAGAAAGUUCCGAGCUUGUUAGACCUGAAUCUGAUGGCCUGAGUGGGCUAUUGGACCGCGGUGAUGAAUUGUUUAGUCAUGUCAUUAGACUGGCUAACAGAGCCCCGACCUUAGAAGCUGCCUUAGAUGCUCAGUUCUUGAGGACAGCUGCCAGCCUUGGCUACCAGAAAGCCAAGAAACUCCAUGUCGACAACAAGUUUGACCCUAAGGUCUUUGUUCAAAAGCUGAUAACUUUCAUGGACUGUAGAAGACUUGGUAAUGAUAUUGAGAUAGAAGAAGAACAUUGGAUUAAUUUAGGCAGAGCUGCAGCACCAGCAUUCCGCAAUGCUACCAGCUUUCAGUUCCUGCUUGGUGCCUUCGAACGUGAACCUCCUCGAAAAACCAAGAAAAGCAAAGAUAAAAAUGCUGAAGAACAAGCUGGCCCUACAACAGUUGCCAAACAGGUCAAAGACAAGGAUAAGACUCCAACUGAGGUAACUUCAGAGGAGGUUGAGAAGUUGGUGGCCAUUCUGCGGCAAGUCUGUGACAGUGGUGACGGAUCAUAUGAACCUAUCUCUUACUUCGAUUUGGUCAUCAAUCCCGAAUCAUUCAGCCAAACUGUGGAAAACAUUUUCCACUUAUCCUUUUUGCUAAAGGAUGGCCAUGCUAAAGUGUACUUGGACGAUGAUGAUCUUCCAGUCAUAGUUCCUUGUAUGCCAUUCAACGAAGACCAAGGAAAUGGACGAGUUGUCAAGAAGCAGGUCCUGGUCUCUAUUGACAUGGACCAAUGGAAAGAGCUUAUUGAAGUGUUUGAUAUCACCGAACCUCUCAUUCCGACAAGACAUGAAACCAAGCAAAGUAAUGGGCAUCGGUAGUUUCUACUUCAGCACAGUUAGAACUAUUCUGUGAAAUGGAUUUUGAAGAAGUCACCUAGAUGCAAUGACUAUUUCUUUGAUGCCUUGAAGGAAAGACUGUUUUCAUGAAGCCUGGAAGCUUGUGUUUUUUUUGUCAUACCUGCUAUGAAACCUAAUUGGCAUGUUAGAUCAACAUCGUACAGCUUGCUUUUCAGGUGACCUUCUUCAGCAGAGUACAAAGUUGUC